UCAGGAAGCGCCGGCCCGGAGCCGUCAGAAAAAUGUCCGCGUUCCACGAUGAAGUGGAGCUCGAGGACUUCGAGUACGACGAGGACACGUGCGCGUACUACUUCCCGUGUCCGUGCGGGGACCGCUUCGUCAUCACGGAGGAGGAUCUGGAGAACGGAGAGGAGGUGGCCACGUGUCCCAGCUGCUCACUCAUCAUCAAAGUCAUCUAUGACAAGGAGGCCUUCAUGUCUGGAGAAACCAUCCAGGCGCCGCUGGAGCCCAAACUGGAGCGGGCCCAGUCCUAAGGGGCGGAGCUUUUAACCAAGGCUGACUUAGACACACCUGGAGGGAACGCUUCCACUGAACCAGCAGCCAGGGUUCUGCAGACCGGUUCUCAUGAGGAGCAUGCGGUCUGACGCUGAAGAUGACCCCACAACGCCGCCAUGACAGACGCCGCGCACCUGAACACGAAGGGGGAUGAGCGUGCUCAGAAGGUGUAAAGUCAUGUGACCUCACACCUCUGAAGAUCAGAAGACUGAACUGCAGAGGAGCCAGAUCUCCAGGAUCUGCUUCGCCCUCUGGUGGUGAACUGAUGAAACUGCAUGAAGAAAAACGUGACUGAAAAAUUAAAUAAGUUAAGAAAUUUUUUAUUGA
This is a messenger RNA of Oryzias latipes (Japanese medaka), 633 nucleotides long. It is a transcript of the gene dph3, whose product is annotated as diphthamide biosynthesis 3. Gene Ontology annotation, biological process: protein histidyl modification to diphthamide. The record is from RefSeq and is a predicted model, not a curated record. Gene Ontology annotation, molecular function: metal ion binding. NCBI's taxonomy places the organism in Eukaryota, Metazoa, Chordata, Actinopteri, Beloniformes, Adrianichthyidae.